AUGGUGUGGAAGAAGAGAGUUUGCGCCCAUCUUGCUUGUUUGCACGAUGAUAUGUGGAGUGUUGUUACUAAAGGACCAAUCAAGAUCGACAAAGAAAAAUCAGAAUGUACAAAUGAAGAUAAGAGGAAGAAUAACCUCGACAACUUGGCCAUGGAAAUCCUGUACAGAUCUCUUGACGACAACAUGUUCAAUUACAUCAUAUCUUGCGAGUCUGCCAAAGAAAUUUGGGAUAGACUCACUAAACUUUGUGAAGACAACGCGCAAACCAAAGAGAACAAGAUCACGGUUGCCACCCAGCAGUUUGACAACUUUAAAAUGCGUCCAAGAGAGACGAUGACUAAGUUUGAUGCAAGAUUCAGUCAGAUUAUCACUACCCUAUCCAUCCUUGGUAAGACCUACAAUAAUAGAGAGAUUGUUAUAAAGGUCAUGCGAGCUUUACCCUGGAAGUGGGACAUCAAGACUAUGGCCUAUGAGUUUAAGUUGAACUCGAGGAAUGAAAAGGAGCACACCACAUCCGCUAUCAUUAGCAAGGCUUUGGUGUCUUCCUAG
Molecule: messenger RNA, 549 nt
Organism: Impatiens glandulifera
Lineage: Eukaryota; Viridiplantae; Streptophyta; Magnoliopsida; Ericales; Balsaminaceae
Exons: 2
Coding region: 1-549 (182 amino acids)
Source: RefSeq, a predicted model, not a curated record